This is a messenger RNA of Caenorhabditis bovis, 1575 nucleotides long. NCBI's taxonomy places the organism in Eukaryota, Metazoa, Nematoda, Chromadorea, Rhabditida, Rhabditidae. The record is from the annotation of a GenBank genome assembly.
AUGAGUGAGGUUGUGGAUUCAAGGGACACCAAUAUGGCGCCAAUAAAGGCGGAAUACAUCAUUCCGAAAGAAGAUUGUUCGGUUGAGGAACUGCAAGCAGUCCCGAAAAAGGAGCGACGAGGAAUGAAUAAAACGAGAAGGCGUGACAUGAAGCAUGCUGAAACUAAAAUUCGCGCCAGUGCGAUUCGAUUAUGCCCGUCGGUAAUUCAGCCGGUUCAGUGCAAAUUUGGCGAAAAAUGUAAUUGCGAGCAUGACAUUUCCAAAUUUCUUGAAGAAAAGCCCGCCGACAUUGAUAAUCGAUGUCCAUUAUUUGAUGCGCGCGGCAAAUGCCCGUUCAGCUAUGCUUGUCGAUUCGGCGGCGCUCACAUCGACGACAACGGAACGCAAAAAGAGAAGGAGCCGGAAAUUCCGUACGGCGAAACGAGAAACGCGCACUCGAUGAGUGUUCAAAUCGCGCUGAGAAAAAAGCAGUACGAUUUCUCGAAAUCCGAUAAAGCUUUGGAGAUGAUUAAAGAUGAAACGAUCGGCUCGAUGGGUCCUGAGAAGCGGAAAUUGGAUAUGAAGUCGUUGGCUGGCAAAAAAUACCUCGCCCCGUUGACAACAGUGGGAAAUCUCCCAUUCCGACGCAUAUGCGUCGAUUAUGGCGCCGACAUCACGUGCGGCGAAAUGGCGUUGGCGACAAGCAUUCUGGCCGGCUCCGCGUCGGAAUAUAGUCUCCUUAAAAGGCACCCAAGCGAGAAAAUAUUUGGAGUUCAACUCGCUGGUGGUUUUGCCGACACGAUGGCGAAAGCAACGCAGAUUAUUGUCGAUAAUUAUGAGAAGGGUGGCGGUUGCGCACUGACCACUCGCCAAAAUAAGAUGAUCGAAGUCAUGGGCGCGAUGAAGCACGUUCUUGGCGAGAUUCCGCUGACGGUGAAAAUCCGCACUGGGCUCAAAGAGGGUGUUUUGAAGGCGCAUGAGACGGUCGAAGUGAUGAUGAGAAAUGUGUGGCACGCUCCCGACUUGAUCACAUUCCAUCCGAGAAGCAAAGAGCAACGCUACACGAAGCUCGCCAACUGGGAGUUUAUUGAAGACGUCGCCAAGACGUGCAAGCCUGUCCCCCUAUGGGCUUGCGGCGAUAUUUUUGCCUGGGAGGACUAUUAUAAUAGACUUGAGAACUAUGAAAUUGAUGGGAUAAUGAUUGGUCGAGGUGCUCUCAUCAAGCCGUGGAUUUUCACCGAAAUCGAUGAGCGACGAACGUGGGACAUUUCGGCGACGGAGCGAUUUGAGCUCCUCAAAAAAUUUGUCGGAUAUGGAUUGGACCAUUGGGGAAGUGACGAUGCGGGUGUUGAGCGGACGAGAAGGUUCCUUCUGGAGUUCUUGUCAUUUUCGUGCAGGUACAUUCCUGUGGGACUCCUCGACGUCCUCCCGCAACGAAUCAACGAUCGUCCGCCGAGAUUUCGCGGUCGGAAUGAGCUGGAGACAUUGUUUUCGAGCCCUAGAGUUGAUGAUUGGAUUGAGAUAUCCAAAAGGCUUCUCGGACCGACACCAGAGGGUUUCACGUUCAUCCCGAAGCACAAAGCGAGCUCGUAUUAG